AUGGAUCCCGAUGCCAGCAUACCGACCGAACCUGAACCCUCGGUGUUCAGUUACGUGCUCUCCUUCCUUCUCGUCGGUGUAGCAUGGGGCUUCACGACCCCCUUUAUCCGACGCGCCGCGGCAGACUUCAACGCCCGACAAGAGAAGCAAGCGAAUGAAUCGAACCGCGGACGAUCUCGGUCACGGUCACAACGAGGAACAGAAACAGGGCUUACGGAUGCAGGCGAGGACCAGGAAUUGCUUUCCCAGGAUGAACAGGACACAGAACCAGGACCAGAGGGCGUACGGGACCGGAGCAUCAGUCGAACUGAUGUGAACCGCAAAUCCAGAACUGCGGGUGCAGAUGCUUCGCUGGAGAAUGAAGGCUCUGCCCGGAGAACAGCCUCCAAUCCCCGAAGAGCGGAUGAAGACGAGGACGAUCUACCCAUGCCUGCUUGGAGGCGUGGAUCUGCCGCGAAUCAGUCCUGGCUGCGCACGAAGGUCAUUUCGAUCUUUUGGACAGUUGUGAAUCUGCUACGAACACCUGCCUAUGCGAUUCCAUUGGUCAUCAACCUUACGGGUAGUAUCUGGUUCUUCCUACUUGUUGGAAAACACGAACUAUCCCUUACCGUCCCACUCAUCAAUUCGAGUGCUUUCCUUUUUACCGUUCUUGGUGAAUGGUACGUCGAGCGCAAGGUGAUUGCGAAGCAGACAUGGUUGGGUAUGGGGCUGGUUCUUGGUGGAAUUGCAGUUUGUGUGCAUUCCAAGAACCAAGCUUCGUGA
Penicillium salamii is the source of this 762-nucleotide messenger RNA. The record is from the annotation of a GenBank genome assembly. Lineage: Eukaryota; Fungi; Ascomycota; Eurotiomycetes; Eurotiales; Aspergillaceae.